Messenger RNA from Drechmeria coniospora, 852 nucleotides. Its product is annotated as polyketide synthase. Bases 1 to 852 code for a protein of 283 amino acids. The record is from RefSeq and is a predicted model, not a curated record. Lineage: Eukaryota; Fungi; Ascomycota; Sordariomycetes; Hypocreales; Ophiocordycipitaceae. The transcript has 2 exons.
AUGGACGCGCUCCGUCCACUCGUUCAGCCGAUCACGCGCAACCUCCCGGCGCCGUUGCGCAACCUCGGCGUCUCCAUCAUCGGCGAGCACUGCUACCAGACGCUGCUUCUGGACGUGCACCUCGACGACGUCGAGUGCCUCAAGCUGGGCAUCAGCAAGGGUCUCGGCAUCGGCAUCAUCGCCGCCUCCUCCGUCGUCAAGGUGCCCCAGAUCCUCAAGCUCGUCCAUUCGCAGUCGGCCGAGGGCAUCUCUUUCCUCGCCUAUCUUCUCGAGACGAGCGCGUACCUCAUCACGCUCGCCUACAACGUCCGCAACGGGUUCCCCUUUAGCACCUUUGGCGAGACGGUCCUCAUCCUCGGCCAGAACGUCAUCAUCUCCGUCCUCGUCCUCAACUACACGGGGAGGUCCAGCGUCGCCGCCGUCCUGCUGGCCGUGCUGUUCGGAAGCGCCGCCGUCCUUUUCUCCCAGAGCUUCCUGGACAUGCGGACGCUGAGCUUCCUGCAGGCCGGCGCCGGCCUCCUCGGCGUCGCGAGCAAGCUGCCCCAGAUCCUAGCCAUCUACCAGCAGGGCGGCACGGGCCAGCUGAGCGCCUUUGCGGUCUUCAACUACCUCGCCGGCUCCCUCUCGCGCAUCUUCACCACCCUCCAGGAGGUCGACGAUAAGCUCAUCCUCUACGGCUUCAUCUCGGGCUUCGUCCUCAACGCCGUCCUCGCCAUGCAGAUGGUCUAUUACUGGAACAUACCCUCCACCCAGGCCCCUGGCAAGGUCCGAGAGUCGGCCGUGCAGGAGAAGGCGAAAGGUUCGGCGACGUCCAUGUCGACGAAGAGCCCGACCACGCGACGCCGCGGUUAA